GGCGCGGAGGCUGUCGGGAGCCUCCUCAGGGGCCCGCCCGGGCGCGGAGGCUGUCGGGAGGCUGUUGGGAGGCUGGGGGUUUGGAAGGAGUUGGCUGAGGGCGAAGAAGCUGUGGCGCCCAGCUGAGACGUCUGAGCUCCCGCCUUUGGGGGCCUCAGAAGUUUGUGAGAGAUGAAUUGGGUCGGGGGAUCCCGUACCAGGGUUCUGAUUAAGCAGGAGAGGAGAAAGCAAAAGGAAUAUUUUGAAAAGAAAAGGUUAAAAUCAAAAAUGAAAUUACUGGGGGUUUCAUCCCCUGUCAAAAAUUCCACUGUCAGUUUAGACCUUCUUAACCUAUAUAUGGUAAAUCACAUAUCUUGCCAGAAGAAAACACCUGAAACUGUGAGAAAACCAAUCCAUGUGAAUAUGUAUAGAGACAUAAAAAUGCCCCUAAGAAAGCAUAAUUUAGAACUUCCAAUGUCACCUGACUGUGUACCAUCUAACCUCUGCAUUGAUGAUAUAGAAAACAGACAAGGCAGCAAGAAACAACUUGCCCCAGUUCAGGUUCUUUUUUUCUUUUUUCAGCUUAGUAAAGUUAAUUAUUCUAAUUCCUUGGUCUCCAAAUUAAAUGAAAAUCAAGAUGUUCUCAGUCCAUCAUAUAAAACAGCACAGUAUGGGUCAUUAUUUGAAAGAUUAAACAGUCCAGGCAAUUGCAGUUUCCUUACUGGAAGAUCUGUUGUAGUUAUGGGUGAAGAAUGUGGAAGCAUGGAUGAGCAAAGACAGUCAGACUUCAUUACUGAAAAACAGUCAGCACAACAUAUUUGGGGAGAAAAUAGAAGAGAGGCUUCACAUUUUCUUGAAGAUGUGAACCAGUCAAAAGCCCACCUUAUAUCGGAGAAUUAUGACUCUUUUAUUAGUGAAAAUAUCAUCAAUUUAUUAAGCAUAGAUCAACAGAGGAUAAGGAAAACCUUUGACAAGUGUGAUUGUGACAGUAUGGGAGAUGCUUCUGCAAUCACAAGUUCUGAUAAAAAUGAUUCAACUGAUAGAUGCAUUAGAAGUAUUUUUACAGAUCCAGAAUUGACUUUUAGUAAUUCUACUUUUAAUAAAACAAGUUAUCCAGAAAAGUAUCAGCCAAGUAAGUAUCAAAAAGAGUACAACAAUAAUGAAAGAAAUAUUCUUAGUACAUCUUUUGAAAAGGAUUGUUACGUAGCCAGCUCUGAAAAAAAAGGAAAAUUUGAAAGUGAUUACCAAGAGAAGAUACCACAGAAUGAAAGCCAGAAAUAUCCAGUGAAACAUAUGGGUGAUAUCUCUUUGGAAGAAUUGCAUUCUAAGCAAUCGUGGGACUUUGGAUUUGGUGAGAUUCUGAUGGAAGGAGGAGGAACCUCUUCUUUAAAAGACAGACCAACAUCUACAAAAAUCUGUCACUCUUUAUUUUCAGAUCUUGAUUCUUCACAGAGUAGUCAGUCUACCUAUUACUCUCCAAGGCCAACAGAUAGUUGCUUCAGUUCUAGUUCAGAGAUGCCAUCUGAAGAUGAAGAUCAAAUAUUACAGCAAAUUGAAGAAUCAAAUAGGAGAUCCAUCAGAAUCAAAGAAACAACUAAUAAUUUUUAUCCAGAAGGGAUGCCAAAACUUCCACAUGAGAGAGAGGCAGAGAGACAGGCAGAGGGAGAAGCAGGCUCCAGGCAGGAAGCCCGACGUGGGACUCCAUCCUGGGUCUCCAGGAUCACACCCUGGGCUGAAGGUGGCGCUAAACCGCUGGGCCACCGGGGCUGCCCUUCAAUACUUUUAUAAAAGACAUGUUCAACAUUGGCAAGAUGAUUUAUAGUUACUAAUUUUAAUCUUGCUCAGAUUCUUUUCAAAAAUAAUUUUUAAAAUAUUUUAUUUAAAUUCAAUUUGCCAACAUACAGUAUAACACCCAGUGCUUAUCCCUUCCCAAAAAUAUUAGAUCAGAAUUUCUCAUUUAUAAAAUAUAGGCUUUGUUUCCAAUAUAACAUUUAUUUUUUGUUUCAAGAUUUUAAAUGUUUAUACUCUGAAAUUGACCAUUUGUAUGGAUAUAUUACAAAUUGUACAGUAGAGGGCAUUCUGAUACACUGAACAACAAAAAUAUAAUUGGUAGGAGUUUCUGUGCUUUUAAAGAAAAAAAGGCAGAUGACAUAUUGCAGUGUUAUAUGCACACAUAUCAUUCAGUAUGGUGCUGCAGGGGUUAUCUGAAGCAUUAUGAUUUAGAAACACUGACAACUGAUGUUUAAAUGGUAACAAUCUUACGUUUUUUUUUUUCAAUCUUAAGUUUUUUAGCUAGUUUUAGGAAGUUAUUUUUGCAGACUCAGAAAGCUUAAAGAGCUCCAAAGUAAUUUUCUUAAAGUAUUGGUAAUCAUCUCAUGAAAGGGGAAUAUAAUUAUCUGAUGUACAUUGAUAGUUUUUCAAAAGGCUAGAUUUUCAUUGUGAUUUAAACAAAAAGUAUUUCAUCAUGGAUUGAACAUUAUUUUGCAAAAAUAUAGCAAUGGAAAUCAAUAUAUAGAAAAAGAAGACUCUUUACUGGUGAUACUAGAAUAAGAUUGAGCUAUGGAUCUUAGGUGGUUUAAAAUAUCAAAUAAAUGGAUUUUUUUCCAAAUACUAAUGAAAAUGUACCAGUUGAAAGCACAUUCAUUACAAAAAUCUACACGUAGGGAACAUCUCGGUGGCUCAGUUAUUGGUUGAGCAUCUGCCUUUGGCUUGGGUUGUGAUCCCUGGGUCCUGGGAUCGAGUUCCGCAUCCGGCUCCCUGCAUGGAGCCUGCUUCUCCCUCUACCUAUGUCUCUGCCUCUCUCUGUGUCUCUCAUGAAAAAUAAAUAAAAUCCUUUUUAAAAAUCUGCAUAUAGUUAUAUUUUUAUCAGUAUUAUAAUGUAAUUAAGCUCAGUAAGGUAAAAAGGAAUGUCAGAGCUUUUUAGUACAGUGACCACAUAUAGAGCAGGGUAAAGUGCAGUGUGGUGAAGAAUGUAAACUUGCCCAAUAAGAGGUCUGCCUUUUGCCCUUGGCCUUCGGGAUGUAAUCUCUAAGCCCUUGGAGUGUCAUUCAUGCCUGAUUAGAAAUGUCUUUGUUAGCCUGGGACCUUAGGCCACACUAGAUAGUAACAGGAUGAUUUAGAAUGAGGCUUUGAGUCAAGCUGUAUCAGCUCAGCUUCUUAAGGCUAGAAACUGAGGUCAUCAUGUGCACAGUCAGCCAUGCCACUGUGGGGGAGCCCCAGUAAAGACUCUGGACACUAAGGUUUAGGUGAGCUUCCCUGGUUGCCAAUAUUCUGUGUGUUGUCACACACUGAUACCAGGAAAGUCUAUGACUGCAUAGAAGAGGACUACUGGAAGCUCUGCAUUAUUACUUUCCUAGAGUCUGUCCUGUAUGUUUCUUCCCUAGGCUGAUUUUUUUUUUCCCUAGGCUGAUUUUAAUCUGUAUUCUUUUCCCAUAAUAAACUGUAACUGUGAGUAUAACAGCUUUCAAU
Messenger RNA from Canis lupus familiaris (dog), 3447 nucleotides. It is a transcript of the gene REDIC1, whose product is annotated as chromosome 27 C12orf40 homolog. The record is from RefSeq and is a predicted model, not a curated record. NCBI's taxonomy places the organism in Eukaryota, Metazoa, Chordata, Mammalia, Carnivora, Canidae. Bases 172 to 1767 code for a protein of 531 amino acids. The transcript has 13 exons.